AUGGCUGUGAUGGAGCCAGCUCAGAUGCUGGUGACCUUCGAGGAGGUGGCUGUGUAUUUCACCCAGGGGCAGGGGGCUCUGCUGGACCCCGUUCAGAGAGCCCUCUACAGGGACGUCAUGCGGGAGAACUACGAGAUGGUGACCUCGCUGGGAUUCCCCCUUCCCAAACCGGACCUGAUCACCCGGCUGGAACGAGGGGAAGAUCCGUGGGUUCCGGAUCUCCAGGCCUGUGAGGAAAGAGAGAUCCCGAGAGGCGCCCACACAGGUGAUGGGAGAAUGAGUGAGAACGAGGAGGGGAAUCAACAGCAGGAAGUUCCUGGACACGGGGAAUCACAGGGGACCUCUGUGGGAAGAACCCAUAAGUGCUUAGACUGUGGAAAAAGUUUCAUACGGAGGUCAACGCUACUUGAUCAUCAGGCAAUCCACACAGGAGAGAAAUCCCAUAAAUGUUUGAACUGUGGAAAAAGUUUCACACAAAGAUCAAAUCUUAUGGCACAUCAGGCAAUCCACACUGGAGAGAGACCCCAUAAAUGCUUAAUCUGUGGGAAAAGUUUCAUACGGAGGUCAAACCUUGUUAACCAUCAAACAAUCCACACUGGAGAGAGACCCCAUAAGUGCUUAAUCUGUGGGAAAAGUUUCAUAUGGAGAACAACCCUACUUAAUCAUCAGGCAAUCCACACUGGAGAGAGACCCCAUAAAUGCUUAAUCUGUGGGAAAAGUUUCAUACGGAGGUCAAACCUUGUUAACCAUCAAACAAUCCACACUGGAGAGAGACCCCAUAAGUGCUUAAUCUGUGGGAAAAGUUUCAUAUGGAGGUCAAACCUUAUGGCACAUCAGGCAAUCCACACAAGAGAGAGAACCCACAAGUGCUUGGAGUGUGGAAAAAGUUUCAUACGGAGAACAACCCUACUUAAUCAUCAGGCAAUCCACACUGGAGAGAGACCCCAUAAGUGCUUAAUCUGUGGGAAAAGUUUCAUACGGAGGUCAGACCUUGUUAAACAUCAAGCAGUCCACACCAGAGAGAGAUCCCAUAAGUGCUUGGACUGUGGGAAAAGUUUCAUAUGGAGGUCAACCCUUGAUAAACAUCAGAUAAUCCACACAGGAGAGAAAUCCCAUAAAUGUUUGGACUGUGGGAAAAGUUUCAUACAGAGGUCAAACCUUGUUAGACAUCAGGCAAUCCAUACAGGAGAGAGACCCCAUAAGUGCUUAAUCUGUGUUAAAAGUUUCAUACAGAGGUCAGACCUUGUUAAACAUCAAGCAGUCCACACUGGAGAGAGACCUCAUAAGUGCUUAGACUGUGGGAAAAGUUCCAUACGGAGGUCAGACCUUGUUAAACAUCAAGCUGUCCACACCAGAGAGAGACCCCACAAGUGCUUAGACUGUGGGAAAAGUUUCCCACAAAGAUCAAAUCUUAUGGCACAUCAGGCAAUCCAUACAGGAGAGAGACCCAAUAAGUGCUUAAUCUGUGUUAAAAGUUUCAUACUGAGGUCAGACCUUGUUAGACAUCAGGCAAUCCAUACAGGAGAGAGACCCCAUAAGUGCUUAAUCUGUGUUAAAAGUUUCAUACUGAGGUCAGACCUUGUUAGACAUCAGGCAAUCCAUACAGGAGAGAGACCCCACAAGUGCUUAGACUGUGGAAAAGGUUUCAUACAGAGGUCAAACCUUGUUAGACAUCAGGCAAUCCAUACAGGAGAGAGACCCCACAAGUGCUUAGACUGUGGAAAAGGUUUCAUACAGAGGUCAAACCUUGUUAGACAUCAGGCAAUCCAUACAGGAGAGAGACCCCACAAGUGCUUAGACUGUGGGAAAAGUUUCUUAUGAAGGUCCAGCCUUGUUAAACGUCAAGCGAUCCAUACAAGAGGGAAAUGUUAACAUUUAGAUUAAACUUGGGUGUAAUAAUGUCAUUGUGUAUAUAUAUCUCUCUUUAAAGUUUGUGGUAAACUGUCUAUGAACAGCUUUAUGGAUAAUUAAUUACCUUAUGCUAAUCCAUGUAGUUUUAUUACCUGUGAUGUUUGUGAAGUAGGAGGUUACUUCCAAAACCUAUUGUUCACCCAAGGACUGACUGCUGUCGAGAGGCUGCAAAAAUGUCUAUAAAAACUCUUGGGACCCGAUACGUUUAUCUUAGUUCUUCUUAAGUUUUAUUCAGGGGGAGUUUGAGUCGUAAGACUGAGAUCUCCAGUCCCUUCUGGACUGCACUGAUAUUGAACAUUUGGACAUUGGACUAGAACGUGAUGAAAUGAUACUGAAAAGGACUCUCUUCAAUUCUAACGUGCCAUCUCUAUGGUGAAACUGACCUAAGGACUCUAUUCGCGUUUGUAUGUCUAGUGAUCUUUUAGCCAAUACUGUCUUUUCUUUUAAUAAAUGGUAAUUUCGUUAACAAGAAUUGGCUGUAAGCGGGUAUUUGGGUAAGAACUGAAGUAUUCAUUAACUUGGGUAAUGUGUCUGCUCCUUUGGGAUUGGUAGAAUUCUUUAUAUGAGGAAGAUUGUCCAUCAGAAUCUGAGGACAUUUUCCCACAUCAGGUAUCAUUAAAGACUUGCCU
Emys orbicularis (European pond turtle) is the source of this 2540-nucleotide messenger RNA. Its product is annotated as zinc finger protein 665-like. The record is from RefSeq and is a predicted model, not a curated record. Gene Ontology annotation, biological process: regulation of transcription by RNA polymerase II. The transcript is spliced from 6 exons. Bases 1 to 1821 code for a protein of 606 amino acids. Lineage: Eukaryota; Metazoa; Chordata; Testudines; Emydidae. Gene Ontology annotation, molecular function: DNA-binding transcription factor activity, RNA polymerase II-specific; RNA polymerase II cis-regulatory region sequence-specific DNA binding.